Molecule: messenger RNA, 1159 nt
Organism: Sitodiplosis mosellana (orange wheat blossom midge)
Lineage: Eukaryota; Metazoa; Arthropoda; Insecta; Diptera; Cecidomyiidae
Product: myotrophin-like
Exons: 11
Coding region: 78-497 (139 amino acids)
Biological process (GO): regulation of gene expression
Cellular component (GO): nucleus
Molecular function (GO): protein binding
Source: RefSeq, a predicted model, not a curated record
AGAUCUAAUUUUUGACUAUAAAUGAUACACGGAAUUCUUGGAAAUUUAGCUAUUGUUCAAGUGAUUCGACUAGAAACAUGUCUAAGCAAUUGAUGGUUGGUUUGAUUUUGGUUGCGGUUUUGGGAGACCGAUUCAUGCAAAUUGAAGGUGGACUUGGGUGUCUUUUCAAAGCAAAGGCAGGAAUGAAAGAUCUUCAUAACGCUGCAGAGAAUGGUCAAUUGAAGAUCGUUGAAGAGCUCAUCAAAAAAGGAGCAAAAGUUGAUUCGAAGGACAAUGAUAAUCGGAAACCACUUCAUUUGGCUGCUAAGAAUGGUCACAAGGAUGUCGUUGAAAUGCUCAUCAUAAAAGGAGCCAAAGUUGAUCCUCAAGACGCUAACAAGCAGACACCUCUUCUUUUAGCAGCUAAGAAUGGUCACUUGAAUGUCGUUGAAAUGCUUAUCACGAAAGGAGCGAAAGUUGAACAAACGGACGAUUUUAAGCGGACACCACUUCAUUAGGCUGCUUGGAAUGGCAAUUUUGAAUAUUUUCACUUAAUGAGAGAAAGACUUGAUUAACAUUGAUCGAUGUUAUUUUUCAGGUCAUAUGGAGGUUGUCGAAUUGCUCAUCACGAAAAAAGCUAAAGUUGAUCCUAUAGACAGUCUUAAGCGGACACCUCUUCAUCAUGCUGCUAUUCAUAAUCGCAUGGAGGUUGUCGAAUUGCUCAUCACGAAAAAAGCUGAAGUUGAUCGUAUAGACGAUCUUGAGCGGACACCUCUUCAUUAUGCUGCUAUGUAUGGUCACAUUAAGGUUGUCGAAUUGCUCAUCACGAAAAAAGCUAAAGUUAAUCCUAUAGACAAACAAAAGCGGACACCUCUUCAUUUUGCUGCUAUGAUUUGCAACUUACAGAUAGUUCAACUUCUUGUUGCCAAUGGGGCCAGUGUUACUGCUGAAGAUUUUGAUAAACAGACACCGUAUCUAGCAGCUGUUACUAGUCCUUUACGUAGUGAAAAUUGCAAGCCGGUUGCUGACUAUCUUAAGAGGGUUUAAAAGAAAAGGCAAAACGGACAUAAGUGAAAUCAAUUGAAAAAUCCUAUGUAGUUUUUUGAGUUCUGUAUUCGAUUGCCAUGUAGAAUAUUAAUUUCAGUACAUUUUUGUCAAACUUUAACCACACCAAUAUUGC